This is a messenger RNA of Laetiporus sulphureus 93-53, 1589 nucleotides long. Its product is annotated as Oxysterol-binding protein. Gene Ontology annotation, molecular function: oxysterol binding. Bases 101 to 1285 code for a protein of 394 amino acids. Gene Ontology annotation, biological process: exocytosis; endocytosis; maintenance of cell polarity. The transcript has 12 exons. The record is from RefSeq and is a predicted model, not a curated record. Gene Ontology annotation, cellular component: intracellular membrane-bounded organelle; cytosol; membrane. Lineage: Eukaryota; Fungi; Basidiomycota; Agaricomycetes; Polyporales; Laetiporaceae.
AGUCCGCCCUCUCAUCGUUACGCUCUCUAUCAUCUAUACCCUCCCCGCGACCACGGCGCCCUCCUUGUUUUCUAGACACUCACGGCACAAGCAACACAUCAUGACGGACACCCCGAAAGAGAACGGCAACGACGAGGUCAUCGGCGAGGCCGUGCCGCCAGCGCAGAAGAGCAGCUGGGCCAGCUUCCUCAAAUCGAUUGCCUCGUUCUCUGGUGACUUGUCCUCGAUGACGGCACCACCCUUCAUUCUUUCCCCCAUAUCACUGACUGAAUUCCCUGCAUAUUGGUGCGAGCGGCCAGAGCUUUUCUCUGCGAUCGCAGAUGCCAGGAGCGAUGAGGAGCGAUCGAUGCUGGUUUUGAAGUGGUUCAUAAGUACCCUAAAAGGACAAUAUACCUCUCGUAAUGAGAAGCUUGGUUCAGAGAAAAAGCCAUUGAACCCUGUGCUCGGAGAAUUAUUCUACGGUUAUUGGCCAGACAUCAACGGGCGAGGACAGACAAAUCUCGUGGUAGAGCAGGUCUCUCAUCAUCCUCCUAUCACUGCCUAUUACAUCGAGAAUAAGGCGAAAGGGAUCGCCCUCCAAGGCCACAGUGCGCAGAAGACGAGCUUCAGUGGUGGUAGCAUUAUCGUUAAGCAGAUUGGUCAUGCGAUCUUGACAGUGAAUCUACCCAACGGUAGGAAGGAAGAAUUCCUGAUCACGCUACCAAAGCUGCGGAUCGAUGGGCUUUGGUACGGCUCGCCAUACAUUGAGCUCUGCGACACGAGUUACAUCCAAAGCUCGACUGGCUGGCUAUCCACCAUCGAAUACAAGGGCAAAGGCUACUUUUCUGGAAAGUCGCACUCGUUCAAGGCGGUGAUUUCCCGGCCGGGCUCCUCGAAUGCCGCGCACACCUACGAGGGCCUAUGGCAUCUCACGUCGAAGGACAUCAAGACAGGUGCAAUCUUCACGGACGUGACGAGCCCCAAGGAAGAAGUGUCGACGUAUCCGAUCGAAGAGCAAGACGAUUGGGAGACUCGGCGCCUCUGGCGGUGGGUCGCGAAGGGCAUCCGGGAGGGCGAUUUUGAGACGGCCAGUAAGGAGAAGGGCAAGAUCGAGAAUGAACAGAGACAGAGACGGAAGGACGAGCAGGCUGCGGGCACGCAGUGGGAACUCAAGCACUUCGAGCACAUUGACUCGGACCCUAUCUAUGAGCGGCUCGGCAAGUUACUCAAGGCAAACCCGCCAACGGAGGACACGUAUGUCUACAAACACAACUAUCACGACCAUCCUCCGCAAGCGACCGCAUGAGCUAUUCACCGUGAAUCUUCUGAUUGGUUUCCUUUGCCCGGACACUCGGGCCCCUAUUGGCCUGUACUCUAGAUGUGUACUGCUCUAAUGAAUGUUUUGGUGCAUCGAUGUGCUGUUGUGCGGCGCCUAUGCUCCCAUUCAGCUCAACGUAUGCGACAUCAUUUUUCUCUCGACUUCCGCGUCUCCUGUGGUUUGAUCCAUGCUCGUCUUUGCAUGUUGUGGGACACUGAUGUAUGAUUGUCACUCCAAACUGUCUCACAGAUAAGGGUGUCGUUCUUCCAGCCGCUACACUGUGAAUGGUCAU